UAUUCACAAUAAGAAUGUAACAUGCUUACUUUGCUCUCAAAACUAGAAUAACUCGCCAAAACGAAGAAAAUGAUAGGUAUUAUCUGGGUAAUAUAUUUACAUAAUAGGAAGAAAAAAGUAUAUGCAACUUCCAAGCCUCAUUUCGAUCGGAUAGUGAAUCAGGACUAUCUCUACGUUUAUUCUUUAUCUACAUAAAAAACCUUCUCAAUGGUGGUUGUAUAAUUUAUGCUAAUAUGAGCGAGUAUCUAGAUAAUAGCCAGUAUAAGCCAGGUUGCAUACUGGUUGCCGUUUGAAUAUGAAGAAAUAACAGACACAAGUACAAACUUCUGCUAUAUGAUAUAUUGUAAUUGGCUGGUGUUUAAGAAUUUCAUGUAUUUUUUUCUUCUUUUUUUGAAUUAUGAUCUUUUUAAUGGAAUGUCUCAUUGACAUUCCAAAGACAUUAACGUUAAUCAAAACUGCUAGAUGAUAUCCCAUAGAACAAAUAGAAAUACAUAUUCCGUCUGAUAUUUUUUCUAGAAUUUUUACUAUUAUAUUUACUUAUAAUUGUUAAUGUUCUUUAGAUUUCUGUUACCAUAAAAUAAAAUGAAGAGCUCCAUAAUUGGUUUAUCAAUUAAUCAUCAACGUCAUCGUGGAAGGGUAAUAGCUCCAUAUUUGACUCAGAUAGGAUUGAGAAGGAUGAGCUCGCAGAAGGACGAUGAAGACGAUUUCUGCGGGUUUUUGGAGCAAAAACCUGGCUAUUCUACCGCCGCCGUUCAUGUUGCUCAAGAACCAGAGAAGCAGGGGGGUGCAGUGGUACCACCAAUUACAAUGUCAAGCACAUUUAAGUUUAAAUCACUCACUGAACCCUUUAACACUUAUAUUUAUGGGAGAUUGGGGAAUCCUGUAAGGAACACCCUGGAAGAAGUCCUAGCAGCUUUGGAGGGUGGAAAAAUCGGUUUUACUUUUGCUUCUGGUAUGGGAGCGAUUUCCGCCGUUUCGUUAUUGCUUGGUAAAGGUGAUCACCUUAUUACAAGCGAAGAUGUCUACGGCGGAACGUAUACUUUAUUCAGUGAAUUCACACCAAAACUGGGAGUCGAAGUGUCGAUGGUAGAUGUCUCUGAACCUGGUGUCUUAGAAAAAACACUUAAAAAAAAUACGAAGAUGGUCUACUUCGAAACUCCAACUAACCCUUCUAUUAAAGUUAUUGAUAUUGAAGAAACAGUGAAAAAGGUGAAAAAAUUUGAUAACAAAAUAAUGGUUGUUGUUGAUAACACGUUCCUUGGAUCAUAUUUACAACGACCACUGGAUUUCGGUGCCGAUAUUGUAUUAUACUCUUUAUCGAAGUUCAUGAAUGGCAACAGCGACGUCAUAUUGGGCGGAGUAAUAGUCAACGACCCUGCUAUAGGUGACAGGCUACGAUUCAUACAAAGAAUCGUGGGAAUAAUUCCGUCGCCUUUCGAUUGUUACCUGGUCAACAGAAGUUUGAAAACAUUAGCAAUUCGUAUGGAACGCCAUAAAAUGACCACAUUAGCAAUAGCAAGAUGGUUGGAAUGUCAUCCUAAUAUUAAAGAAGUCAUGCAUCCAGGUCUAAAAUCUCACAAGCAGCGUAAUAUCGCGAAAAAGCAGUCAACUGGACACUCCGGAGUAUUUAGUUUUAGACACUGUGGAGACGUAAAAGUUUCAGAAAAACUGUGUACUUCAUUAAAAAUCUUCACUCUCGCUGUGAGCUUAGGGGGACAUGAAAGUCUAGUGCAAAUACCAAGCCAAAUGACUCAUAAACUUGUACCCGAUGACGUGAAAAAGCGUCUUGGUAUCACAGACGAGGUGAUAAGGGUUUCAGUUGGACUAGAAGAUUGUGAAGACCUAAUAGAAGAUCUGGAUCAGGGGUUAAAAAUAGCGUUUGGUAAAUAACAGCUUUUUUGUUUGUAUUGGUUAUAUUAUUGUAGACUUUUAUACUAUUAUUGUAUUUUUGCAUUAUAUAGAAAACAACAAUGAUAAAUUAUAUACAUUCAUCAUUGAUGA
Messenger RNA from Trichoplusia ni (cabbage looper), 2001 nucleotides. Its product is annotated as putative cystathionine gamma-lyase 2. Gene Ontology annotation, biological process: transsulfuration. The record is from RefSeq and is a predicted model, not a curated record. Gene Ontology annotation, cellular component: cytoplasm. Gene Ontology annotation, molecular function: cystathionine gamma-lyase activity; pyridoxal phosphate binding. The transcript has 8 exons. NCBI's taxonomy places the organism in Eukaryota, Metazoa, Arthropoda, Insecta, Lepidoptera, Noctuidae. Bases 583 to 1890 code for a protein of 435 amino acids.